Molecule: messenger RNA, 5036 nt
Organism: Cucurbitaria berberidis CBS 394.84
Lineage: Eukaryota; Fungi; Ascomycota; Dothideomycetes; Pleosporales; Cucurbitariaceae
Product: opaque-specific ABC transporter CDR3
Exons: 12
Coding region: 371-4819 (1482 amino acids)
Biological process (GO): transmembrane transport
Cellular component (GO): membrane
Molecular function (GO): ABC-type transporter activity; ATP binding; ATP hydrolysis activity
Source: RefSeq, a predicted model, not a curated record
CGCUGACUGGUCUUCUUGUCAUGCUUCUUUGGCGGACAUCCGGACUCUCGCCGCGAGCGAGACUGCCUUGGGAGCUAUGGCGGAAAAGGGAGCUUUUCAAAAGGAUGCAGCUACCGUCUACUUCUCUUAAGGUCAUCGAAGAGUGAGUGCACAAGACUUCGACACGUUGAACGAUCUUCCCAUCGUACCAUUAUUGACAGUAUUUCCGGUAGCCACCGCCAAGUCCAGCCGUGUUUUGAUGAUUUUAAAUUCCUCAGACUGGAGGGUAUAGAUUAUUUUGCGUUUCCAACUUGGUUGGCCACUGCUCGGCUACUGAGGACGAGUGACAGUCUGACCGGAGUUUCCCUACCGCCAGUGAAUCUGAGCUGAUAUGUCGGCCGCUAUGGGCAUCGCAGAAAAAGUUGAUCGUGCAGAAAAGUCACUCACAAUUCACACAAAACCCGAGUCAAGCUGUGACUCCGAAUAUGGGACAAGGGACGAGGUUAUACAGGACGUGAAGUCUGAGCAGGAAGUGGCAGAACUUGUUCGCAUGUUUACGUCGCAGUCACAACAGCAGAAUCUCGAGUCACCCUUUACUGCCGAGCAGAACAGUCGGCUGGACCCGAAGAGCGAUCGGUUUCGAGCUCGGGAUUGGGCCAGGUCUUUCUACGACUUACGCUAUAGCAGCGAAGGCUCUAUCGCUCGUGUGGCCGGUGUUGCCUUCAGAGGCCUUAAUGUUUGGGGCAAGGGGUCUCCUACUGACUUCCAAUCGACAGUAGGCAACAAAAUCUUGAAGCUACCAUCCUUAUUUGGACGAGGAGCCCAGAAGGUUGAGAUUUUGCGAGACCUUGAGGGAUUGGUACUUCCCGGAGAACAAUUGUGUGUGCUUGGUCCUCCUGGCUCUGGCUGCUCUACGCUUUUGAAGACCAUCGCAGGCGACACCCAUGGAUUCAAAGUCAACUCAGACGCCUACCUGAACUAUCAGGGCAUUCCUGCAAAGGACAUGAAGACGUCUUUCCGAGGAGAAGCCAUAUACACAGCAGAAGUAGACGCUCAUUUUUCCCAACUGAGCGUUGGAGAUACUCUUUACUUUGCUGCGAGGGCGCGAGCACCCCGGAACAUCCCAGGAGGGGUCAGUCGGCAACUCUACGCCGAACAUCUACGCGACGUUGUGAUGGCGAUGUUUGGAAUCUCUCAUACAAUCAAUACGCAAGUCGGGAACGAUUUUGUACGAGGUGUCAGCGGUGGUGAGCGUAAGAGAGUUACCAUUGCUGAAGCUACUCUGAGCUUUGCACCUCUGCAAUGUUGGGAUAAUUCAACUCGAGGCUUGGACUCGGCGAACGCGGUGGAAUUUUGCAAGACGCUACGGACACAAUGCGAUGUCUUUGGGACAUCAACCUGCGUCGCCAUAUACCAAGCGCCACAAGCUGCUUACGAUGUCUUCGAUAAAGUGGUCGUUCUAUAUGAAGGCAGACAGAUCUACUUUGGUCCUUCCUGCGAGGCACGCGGAUACUUCGAGAGCCUGGGAUUCGAAUGCCCUGCUUCUCAGACCACCCCUGACUUUUUGACUUCGAUGACGUCGCCGUCAGAGCGUCGUAUCAGAGCUGGCCUCGAGAAUAGCACGCCCCGCACAUCAGACGACUUCGCCCGAUGCUGGAAAAAAAGCCCUGAAAGACAAAAACUGCUGAAUGCGAUUGAAGAAUACAGCCAGACUCACCCACUCAAAGGCGAAACCCACGAACAGUUCAGUCUUUCCAGGACAUUAGAGAAAUCUCGAAACCAACGCCAGAAGUCCCCAUAUACUCUAUCCUACUGGAAGCAAGUCAGUCUUUGUAUGUGGCGAGAAGUACAAAUGCUCAAGAAUGACCCAAGCGUUAUUUUUGCUAUGCUGGGGAUCAACUUUGUGGAAGCUUUAAUAAUCGCCAGUAUCUUCUACAAUUUGCCUAGUACCACGGCGUCGUUCUUUAAACGUGGAGCCAUUGUCUUCAUGAUGGUCUUGUUAAACGCCUUUGCUAGCAUCAUAGAGAUCAUGAGUCUAUACGCAAAGAGGACUAUUGUCGAGAAGCACAAUCGAUACGCGCUCUACCACCCAAGCGCUGAAGCACUAGCCUCAAUGAUAAUAGACAUACCCUAUAAAAUCGCCAACGCAAUCUUCGUCAACUCUACGCUGUAUUUCAUGGCGAAUCUACGUCGAGAAGCUGGCCCAUUUUUCUUCUUUCUGCUCGUUAGUUUCACUAUGGGGCUUUCGAUGAGCAUGCUCUUCCGGCUUUUUGCUUCUAUGACUAAGACGAUUGCUCAAGCGCUCGCCCCGAGUUCGAUCCUCCUGCUGGCACUCGUUUUGUAUUCUGGCUUUGUCAUUCCGAUAGAGUACAUGAGAGGGUAUAAUCUUUCAUUCAAGCCAAAUAACUAUGCUAACGUGCACAGAUGGGCAAGCUGGAUACGAUUUAUCAAUCCCGUUGCAUACGGCUUCUCCAAUGUCAUGGUCAAUGAAUUCAAUGGACGGACAUUUGAGUGUACAUCUUUCGUUCCUUCGGGGCCGUCAUACGAAAAUGUUUCUGCCGAGCAGCGAGCAUGCGCUGUCCAAGGCUCAGUUCCUGGUUCAAACUCCGUCAGUGGCACUACGUAUGUUGAAACUGCGUAUAAGUACCAUUACAGUUCCCGAUGGCCGAACUACGGAGUCAUCCUGGCGAUAACAGUAAUUCUCUUCAUUGCGCAUCUCGUCAUGAGCGAAAUUGUCGCAUCCGAGCGGUCAAAGGGCGAGGUGCUAGUUUUUCGCCGCUCGAAGAUGCAGAAUAGUAGCAAAGGACACAGUGCCGAUGAAGAGACCGGUAGCGAAACUGCUCAUCAAGCCGAAAAGUUUCGCGACAACAACGACUCGCAGCACGAGGUGCAAAAGCAGGUCUCAAUUUUCCACUGGGAAGCAGUCAACUAUGAGAUUCAAAUCAAAGGUGAACACCGCAAAAUUCUGGAUUCGGUGGACGGAUGGAUCAAGCCUGGAACAUUGACCGCUCUUAUGGGCGUCUCAGGUGCAGGAAAGACCACAUUGCUGGACGUUCUUGCAAGUCGGACCACCAUGGGCAUAAUCAGUGGCAACAUGCUUGUGGACGGACGUGAACGCGAUGAAUCGUUCCAGCGUAAGACAGGGUAUGUGAUGCAGCAGGACAUUCACCUGGAAACCUCAACGGUACGAGAGGCUCUGGAAUUUUCCGCCCUUUUGCGACAACCUAUGGAGUUCAAUCGUGAAGAGAGAUUAGCAUACGUGGACCACGUUAUCCGACUACUGGACAUGGAAAAGUACGCCGAUGCCGUGGUUGGGAUUCCUGGAUCAGGUCUGAACGUAGAACAACGCAAGCGCCUUACUAUUGGUGUAGAACUCGCCGCCCGCCCGAAGUUACUACUUUUCCUCGAUGAGCCCACGUCAGGCCUAGACAGCCAAACGUCCUGGUCAAUUUGCGACUUGAUGGAAAAGCUUACCCGUAACGGACAAGCGGUUCUGUGUACAGUCCAUCAACCUUCUUCGCUUCUAUUCCAGAGAUUUGAUCGCCUACUUUUGUUGGCAAAAGGCGGCAGGACAGUCUAUUUUGGUGACAUUGGCUCUGGCUCGAAGACAAUCGUGGACUAUUUCGCCCGCAAUGGCGCACCAGAGUGUCCUGCGGGUACUAAUCCUGCAGAGUAUAUGCUCGAAGCAAUCGGAGCCGCCCCAGGUCAUGAAACGGAGAUUGAUUGGCCCUCCGUCUGGAAGAACAGCAAGGAAUACUCUGACGUCCAAGCAGAGUUAGCUAAGCUAAGGGAGCUUUCUAACCAGCCAUCAGCUGUCAUGGACUCGUCCGAUGCGAGCCAUCAAGAGUUCGCAGCUCCCUUCAUGAUGCAGCUCUCCGCGGUCGCUCUACGUUGCGCGCAACAGUAUUGGCGAACACCUUCAUACAUAUACUCCAAGGCACUCCUCACUGUCGGAUCCUCGCUUGUGAUCGGCUUGUCGUUCUUGAACGGCGAGAACACCAUACAAGGCCUUCAAAAUCAGAUGUUUGGCGUUUUCAUCUUUCUAUUCGUCGUCAUACAACUCAUCUACCAGAUUCUCCCAAUGUUUAUCUCCCAGCGAACGCUGUAUGAGGCUCGAGAGCGUCAGUCGAAGACAUACGCAUGGCAAGCUUUUGUGCUCUCCAACAUUGUUAUAGAGAUGGCGUGGAACGCUCUCAUGGCCAUCUUCUGCUUCAUAUGCUGGUAUUAUCCAGCAGGGUUUUACCGCAACGCCGAAUUCACCGACUCAGUUCACAUCCGAGGGUUCCAUGCGGUACUCAUCGUAGUGGUGACUUUCCUCAUUGCCAGCUCGUUAGCACACCUUCUAAUCGCAGGCGCGCCUAGCGAAGAGAUUGCAGCAGCUUUCGCUACCUUGCUAUCCAUUAUGCUCUACGCAUUCGCGGGUAUUCUUGCAGGCCCAAAAGACCUCCCCCGCUUCUGGAUCUUCAUGUAUCGCGUCAAUCCCGUCACAUACCUAGUAUCGAGCUUUAUGUCGACGACUCUAGGCCAAGCACCAGUAUCCUGCGCACAAACAGAGUUCCAGACGUUCGCGGCGCCGGCGAACCAGACCUGCGGACAGUACAUGCGGGACUAUAUUGAAACGGCCGGUGGCUAUCUUCGCGAUGCACAGGCUUUUGGUCAAUGCCAGUACUGCCAAAUGGACAGCACCAACCAGUUCCUGCAGCGCAUCAACGCUGACUGGGACACUCGCUGGAGGGAUUUUGGCUUGCUCUGGGUAUACGUCGUCUUCAAUGCUGCGGCAGCGGUUUUCCUCUACUGGGUCUUUCGGGUUCCGAAAAGCAAGAAGAUGAAGCGUGUGUGAGUGAUUGGAUAUUUGCUGUCCCUCCUGACUACGGUGCGUUCGGAAAGUGCAGCAUUUUCGCAGCUUCGCUAUACUUAAACAACAUAGUUUUCUUUAUCUGUACUUGUGAUUUUACUAGACGUUCAUUUUGUUCUUGGCAUUUCUGGCGGCUGUAUUCUGAGUACUUUUCGCAUAAUAGGACUACAUAGACUUUGUAAUAAUAAGAGAUGGGACAACC